GAUCCUCGCCGCAGGCCUUGGAAGCGGGCUAGCAAGAAAGAAAGGCAGUAGCCUUCAGGCUCUCUGCUAGCCUUAGUCGCAGAUGGGGUGCCCCUGGGUCCCCCGAGUUUCUAGCCAGCCCCCUGCUCGAGGCAGUGCUACCCUGCCACUUCCAAAGCGUCUCCGGGCGGCUGCAGACCCUGGGGAGGGUGAGGAAACGGCUGUCGGGUGGUGACUGAGCGGGUUUUGUGCCCCUGCAUGGCUGCAGCACCAGACUGGUACAUGCUUGAGUCUUGCCCCGCACCCAAGACGCAGUUCUGGGUUUCCGGAUUACCGGAAGUGUCGGUGAAAGGUACUGACCCACAUACACGUGGGUGGGCGGUGCCCUGGAAUGCGUGGUUACUGUAGACUGCUUCUUAGUCACCUAGGCUUCUAGUUCCUGUUUUGAUUCCCUCCCUCAACCUAUUUACUUGGAGGACUCUUUUGGGCUUUGCAAAAGGAAUCUGUUACUAACGAAACCUUGAAUCGUGCGACAUUUAACCAAUCAGGUGAUGGUAAUUAUUGAAAUAUUGGUCUUAAUAGCAAGCCAGUAGUUGCCACGAUUUUUCCCGCCUUCAUCUUGACGCUUACUGUUGUAGGUAGUCUUUUCCAGUGAUCACUCACAAUGUGAAUUUUCUGAUCCAUCCACAUUUUUUAUUGGGAGCUUUGUUGAAAUGUGUCGUCGUUGAGAAAAAUCUACCAAAUUAACAGGAUGUCGAGUCCCUUUUUGUCUGCUGAGUUGUGUGACUUGUGAGAACUGUUUAAAAAUUUAGAGCAGGAAAUAAACCACCUAUAUCACAGAGACUUACUUGACAAUUGUUACAUCGCUUUUUGAGUUUGGAAAAGAGAGCAACCACAAUACGUAUCUUGUAGAAUGAGUUGUUUAGGUUUGACGUGCAUGUAAUGCUUGUCAUAAAUUUUGCUCGGAAUAUGUUUCUUUUGAGAAUAGAGGAAGGUGAACUAAAAAUAAAAACAAAAUGCAUAACUUAAAUAAUACAGGUACUCUGCUACAUUUUAAGCUUAUGUACAGAUGUUAAGUUUUUUUAUGUGUUUGAGAGGUCAGAAACUUAAUCAUUAGAAGUUACCUUUUUUAUUUUUUCUUUUCAACAAAAAUAUUUUGGAGUGCAUAUUUGUUAAGGUUAUAAAUGUGAAUAAAACUUGUCCCUGUUUAUUGUCUGAGGAGAAAUCUGACAUAGCUGACUUUAAGUCUUCCAAGUCCACAUAUUGCAGAUAUUCCAGGCAAGGUAUAAACAUUUUCCCAGCAUCUAAUGUUAUAUUAAAACCUAGUGUUUACUUCUCUUAGUUUUAGGAAUUCAGCAAACUGCUAGAGUAACACACAGUACUUAAUCAUUUAGGAGCACAGACUGUGAAAUAGAGUUUAAGACAUGGAGGAUCCUUAGAAAUUGAUUAAGCUUUCUCUUUCAGGGGAAUUCAGCCUUGAGAGGUGGCUAAUAACAGCCAGGAUUAAGAACCUGUUUUGUCCUCCUGACUCUGGUGCUUUCUACUGUUAGAAGCUGACCCAGAAAUGGAAAGAAGAUCUGAACCAAUGAUGCUGGGUUCACCUACCUCUCCAAAGCCAGGAGUUAACGCUCAGUUUUUACCUGGAUUUUUAAUGGGGGAUUUGCCAGCUCCAGUGACUCCACAGCCUCGAUCAAUUAGUGGCCCUUCAGUAGGAGUAAUGGAAAUGAGAUCACCUUUACUUGCAGGUGGGUCACCACCACAACCAGUUGUACCAGCUCAUAAAGAUAAGAGUGGAGCUCCACCAGUUAGAAGUAUAUAUGAUGACAUUUCCAGCCCAGGACUUGGAUCGACACCUUUAACUUCAAGAAGACAAGCAAACAUUUCAGUACUGCAGAGUCCUCUUGUUGGAGUUACCACAACUACUCCUGGAACAGGACAAAGUAUGUUUAGUCCAGCAAAUAUUGGUCAACCACGAAAGACUACAUUAUCUCCUGCCCAGUUGGAUCCUUUUUAUACUCAAGGAGAUUCUCUGACAUCAGAAGAUCACCUCGAUGACACUUGGGUGACUGUGUUCGGGUUUCCUCAGGCAUCUGCUUCCUAUAUACUAUUGCAAUUUGCACAAUAUGGGAAUAUCUUAAAACAUGUGAGACAACUUCAUUCUUUGCAGAUGUCUAACACAGGAAAUUGGAUGCAUAUUCGUUAUCAAUCUAAACUGCAAGCCCGGAAAGCCUUAAGUAAAGAUGGUAGGAUUUUUGGAGAGUCCAUCAUGAUUGGCGUAAAACCAUGUAUAGAUAAAAGUGUUAUGGAAAACAGUGACAGAUGUGCUUUAUCAUCUCCAUCUCUAGCCUUUACACCACCAAUCAAAACCUUAGGUACACCAACCCAACCUGGAAGUACUCCUAGGAUUUCUACCAUGAGACCUCUUGCUACAGCAUAUAAAGCUUCUACUAGUGACUAUCAGGUUAUUUCUGACAGACAAACACCAAAAAAAGAUGAAAGUCUUGUAUCAAAAGCAAUGGAGUACAUGUUCGGCUGGUAGUAUAAUAAAAACUAAGAACUCAACUACAAAAAAGUAGGUUGCUACACUAAAACAGCGGAGUACUGCCUGUUUCCUUCGGUUAGUUAUAUAACCACUCCUGGCAGUAUUGGGAUGCUGUCUCAUUCUUCUUUUAGAAGCCUUUUUUCUUUAAGGAUACAACAUAUCUGUAGCUCGCACUUUAAAAGAUGGUUGAUACAUUUUUAAGAAACUAAAAAUCCCUGUAAAUAGGAUUUUAUGCUUUCUGUGAUAGUGCAUGCUUAAGUAUAAAAAAACCAACAUUGAUUACUGUAAAUUAUAUGAUGGAGUUUAUCGUAAGGCUCCUUGGUCUUCUUGAGAAGGGGGAUGAAUUUUAUGAAGUGGAACUGUACAGCUGCUUCUACUAAGGCACAAAGAUUAUAAUUAGAAGUUUGAAUUAUGGUCUUUUAAUAGCAUUGAAGAUUUUCAUUAUCCUUGCUUGUAUACGUUCUGUCGUGCAUUGUCAUCUUUUAGUGUUUAAAACCAGAACAGUCUUUUUAAAAAUUUACUACUCAAGUCACAUUUCUUGAUAAUAAACUUUGUCAAUUAUAUGUAUUGAA
This is a messenger RNA of Trichechus manatus latirostris (Florida manatee), 3093 nucleotides long. It is a transcript of the gene NUP35, whose product is annotated as nucleoporin 35. The record is from RefSeq and is a predicted model, not a curated record. Gene Ontology annotation, molecular function: structural constituent of nuclear pore; nucleic acid binding; phospholipid binding. The transcript has 10 exons. NCBI's taxonomy places the organism in Eukaryota, Metazoa, Chordata, Mammalia, Sirenia, Trichechidae. Gene Ontology annotation, cellular component: nuclear pore central transport channel; nuclear membrane; nuclear pore nuclear basket. The coding region runs from base 1544 to 2518 and encodes 324 amino acids. Gene Ontology annotation, biological process: NLS-bearing protein import into nucleus; nuclear pore organization.